UGGCGCUGCAAUGCCCCAGUGGUCGUUCGGCCACAGAGUCGUUAAAAGCGUUGCUCGCCUCCACCGUGUCAAGGACUCACAAUAUCCGGCGGGGUAAGGCCCUCGCGGUGGGGCGUGCCCGAGGGCGUGCCGCGGCGGCCUAACCUCUUAUAUGCCGCUCUACGCGCCUGAGACCCGUCACUCUCGAGCCAGGCGUCAACAUGAGCCUUGCGAGCAGAACGAGACCCGUGGCGGUGCUCGCCGUCGCCGUCCUGGCGCUCGUCGACGGCGGCGCCCCGGCAGCGGUGGAACAGCAGGGCAAGGUGGGCUCCGCGCUGCUGGCGAGCUGCCCCCGGGAACGUGGCCUGGCCUCGCCGUGCGCCGUGCCGUGCACCGUGUCGGGCAUGUCGGGGCGGCUGUGCCGCGCGUGCUGCGUCGCCCUGGGGCUGGACGGCGCCCCCACGCCCGCCUCCGCCGCCCCCACCGCCUCCGGGCGCCCGUCCAGCUCCACGACCUCGUCGCCGGCCGGCGGGGACAACGGCCCGACGCAAGCGCCGGAUGUGUUGGAGUUCUUCGCCAUCCGCAAUGCGACGCAGUGCCUGGCGCCCUGUGUGAACUACACCGCCAAGGAGAUCCGCAACGCCUUCGAGAACCCCAAGGCGGACCCGGACACCCUAACCAAAAUGGCGUCCCAGCUCAGUCUGAGCAACCCGGGGCAAGAUUGGAAGAAAAUACUCGAAAGCGCGGCCAGCGGGCGUUACGCCUCCAUCGUCACGCUGUGCGAGAGGGGCAUGCUGAUUUGCUGACGAAUACGUCAAUUAUUAAUUAGCAUGCAGGAAGCGUGCCCUCCCCCUCCCUCUGUUUCUCCAGAGUAUUCUUUUCCCAGUAGCUCGCUCCCGCUCCCCUAACUACUUACCUUGUGCCGUUUUCCCCAACAGCUUUCUCUCU
This is a messenger RNA of Frankliniella occidentalis (western flower thrips), 927 nucleotides long. RefSeq lists its product as uncharacterized. NCBI's taxonomy places the organism in Eukaryota, Metazoa, Arthropoda, Insecta, Thysanoptera, Thripidae. The record is from RefSeq and is a predicted model, not a curated record. Bases 201 to 785 code for a protein of 194 amino acids. The transcript is spliced from 2 exons.